This is a messenger RNA of Alligator sinensis (Chinese alligator), 804 nucleotides long. It is a transcript of the gene UBE3D, whose product is annotated as ubiquitin protein ligase E3D. Gene Ontology annotation, cellular component: ubiquitin ligase complex; cytosol; nucleus. Bases 70 to 804 code for a protein of 244 amino acids. Gene Ontology annotation, biological process: protein monoubiquitination; protein autoubiquitination; proteasome-mediated ubiquitin-dependent protein catabolic process. The record is from RefSeq and is a predicted model, not a curated record. Lineage: Eukaryota; Metazoa; Chordata; Crocodylia; Alligatoridae. The transcript has 6 exons. Gene Ontology annotation, molecular function: ubiquitin conjugating enzyme binding; ubiquitin protein ligase activity; cyclin binding.
GCGAGCGCCUGCAGGGCCUUCCUGGGCGGGCCGCUCCCCACGUGGGCGCGGGGGUCCGGGCUGCGCCGCAUGGAGGGAGGGAUGUUCCUGGAGGUCCGGCGGCAGCUGCAGCGCGGGCUGCUGAUCGUGCGUGAGCCCAAUUCAGGAAGCUUGCCUUUGGAUAUUUCAGUGACUCCAUCAUCCUUAAAGAUAAAAAGCUGUCAAGCCUGCACAACUAUCAACCUGCCUGCAGAGGUCAGGAUUGUUCCUUCCUAUUGCCGAGGAAUACAAUAUGUAGCUGGGGAUGGCUUACAUGUAAGACUGCAGGUCGAAUCAGAUUCAAAUGCAAAAUUGGUUUCAACUUUGUGUGAAAUCCUAAAAGCCAAUGAGAGUUGCAUCUUUUACUGUCAGACGUGUGGGGAGAUGAUAAUAAAAGACCGGACGUUUCUCCGAGUUCUUCCUUUGCCAAGUGAAAACUGGAGUGCUUUGGUUGAAGAGUGGUGUUGCCAUGCUAAUCCCUUUGCCAGCGUUCUUCACCCUCAGAGUAAUGACUGUUUUCUUGGAGACACAUAUUUUCUGGUGAAUUCAGGAUACGAGGCGCAUGUGCCAGGAGUUGAAAAAGUCAACUGGGAGACUGAACACUCUGCUUCUCAAAGUGGCUCUGCUUUGAAAUCAAAGGAAAAUACCAGAGUAAUUUGUAAGCGCUGCAAGACAAUGCUGGGAGAGGCAGUAUCAUCAGCUAUUCUGAAUCUCAUUACGGAUAGACCUUCAUCUGGAGUCAGCAUCCAGUGUCGCAUGGAAGGGAAUAUCUUUAACAUCAAUUAA